AUGUCUUACGCGACCGACGAUGCGCCCACGACCGUCCGUAACCUCUCGCAGGGAAGCAGUGGUGUGGACUGCCCCGGUGAGGCGGAGAUGCGGCCGGCGACAGAACCGCCGGCGUUGGCGCAUUAUCCGUUGGGCUCCUGGGAGCGCCAUCUGCUGGAGGAGCGACUCCGGGCCGUGAAAGUCUACGAGCGGGAGAGAUUGUUGCAGGAGGAGCUGAAGAAGGAGUGCACCUUUCAGCCCCGCUUGGGCACGCCACGCGGCCGUGAGAACGAGCCCCCCAAGGAUUUCGUCUCUGCAGGACACAAACAAAGACAUGUGCCUGUAUUUGAGCGUCUUGCGCACCGUGCGAAGGAGCGUGAGGCCAGGCUAACGUUACUUACUGAAGAAAAAAGGCGAAGUGAGGAGGAGGCAUUGCAACAUGCGUUCCGCCCGCGGGUGAACUCCGUCCCGGAGCAGCUUGUACCGUUUGCCUCAAGUGAGGCGAGGAUUCCUGUGGAGGAGAGACUGCUGCACUAUGGCAGGUCCGUUGAGCAAAGUCGUCGUCUGUUGCAGCUACAAAGGCAGCAAAAGGAGAUUGAAGAGUUGCGUCAAAGAGCUGCGGUCCGGCGGGCCCACAGCAGUGCUUCAGGGGAGAACCCCCAAAGUGACAUUGCAAAACGUUCCAAACGGUUCCUUAUAGAGCGUGAGAUGCAGCGUGCGGUGGCACGGCAGGCCUUGCUUAAGGAGCACAGCUUCCGUCCCAAGGUGUGUACCACCUCGGACGCCAUUGAUCGUACGUUGAAGGCGAAUAAUAAUGUGCGUGACCGUGGUUUAGCUCUCUAUGAGGAAGGUAUGCGUCGUCAGCAGCAGCGUCAGGCGGAGACGGUGCAGCGACAAGGAAGAGAGUCCAAUGGCCUGUACAAGCCUACCACCAACCCGUUUACGGAGAGGUGGAUUCACCAUGGACAGCAUAGAGGUUUAUUCCGGCAAGAUUUUGUUAGAAGACAAAAGAUUUAUCAACGUGUCAAGGAGGAGCAUCAGCGAAACCUCAUUGCUGCCCUUGAAGAGGGUGAACGUGCCGAGGUGCCACGGGUCAGCCAGGCGAUGAUAGAUCGACAGGUAGAGCGACUCUACCUGGGCGCGCAGGAGAUGCGAACCGAGGCGAAGAAACGCCUGGAAGACCAUGUCAAGGCUCGCGAGUGUCCUUUUCGCCCGCAGUUGGCACCUGGAACCGCCUACGUUAUUGCCCGCACCCAACGUGAAGCGGAUGUGGUGAAGCGGCUCGCGUCUGCUCCCCGUAGCCGCCACGCCGGUCAUCAAUCUAUGUUUGACGCGGCCUCUCUGGAGGGAAAAGAAGAGGAUGGAGGAAACGCACCACGCAAUUCCAAAGUUAUCCAUCCAGAGGCGGCUGCUGAGUUUUAUGACCGACAAAGGCGGGCCCUGGAGGAGCGAGAAGCGCAACUACGCGAGCAGAAGCAGCGACUAGCGAUGGAGGAGCUCUGCGCCUGCACUUUUCGCCCUCGGACCUGUACGGACGAGUACUUGCAUCGGCGCCAAGUACAAGCCACCCGUGUUACGCAGCAGCCGGUGGAAGCACGCGUGUCAGGGGUGGCGGCGUAUUUGCAACGCCAGGCUGAGGCGCAGCGACGGCUCCGGGAGCAGGAGUCGAGGUACAACAACCUCGGGCGGGGCCUUCGUUGCAACGGGGCCAACACCACCGUCAUCACGCCGUUUAACUUGUCUAGCGGUCGUGGAACGCGUUCUCAGGGGUUGAGCCCGAGGUGGGAUGAGCCGAAGACGAACGGUGGGGAGAAAGGUGGCGGCCACCGUCAUGUCGACCCCUACAGCAAGAACGAAAUUCUCAUGGCACUUCGGGGAAAGCUGGCAGAGAGUCCUGCUAGGUCCCGUUUGCGAUGA
Trypanosoma conorhini is the source of this 1896-nucleotide messenger RNA. RefSeq names its product 200 kDa antigen p200. The transcript has a single exon. Lineage: Eukaryota; Euglenozoa; Kinetoplastea; Trypanosomatida; Trypanosomatidae. The record is from RefSeq and is a predicted model, not a curated record. Bases 1 to 1896 code for a protein of 631 amino acids.